Messenger RNA from Chrysochloris asiatica (Cape golden mole), 1500 nucleotides. RefSeq names its product potassium voltage-gated channel, shaker-related subfamily, member 2 (gene KCNA2). The transcript has a single exon. NCBI's taxonomy places the organism in Eukaryota, Metazoa, Chordata, Mammalia, Afrosoricida, Chrysochloridae. Bases 1 to 1500 code for a protein of 499 amino acids. The record is from RefSeq and is a predicted model, not a curated record. Gene Ontology annotation, biological process: protein homooligomerization; potassium ion transmembrane transport. Gene Ontology annotation, molecular function: protein binding; delayed rectifier potassium channel activity. Gene Ontology annotation, cellular component: membrane; axon terminus; juxtaparanode region of axon.
AUGACAGUGGCUACCGGAGACCCAGCAGACGAGGCUGCUGCCCUCCCUGGGCAUCCACAGGACACCUAUGACCCAGAGGCAGACCACGAGUGCUGUGAGAGAGUGGUGAUCAACAUCUCAGGGCUGCGGUUUGAAACGCAGCUCAAGACCUUAGCCCAGUUUCCAGAGACCCUCCUAGGGGACCCAAAGAAGCGGAUGAGGUACUUUGACCCCCUUCGAAAUGAGUACUUUUUUGAUCGGAACCGCCCCAGCUUUGAUGCCAUUCUAUACUACUAUCAGUCUGGGGGCCGGUUGAGACGACCUGUGAACGUGCCCUUAGACAUAUUCUCUGAAGAAAUUCGGUUUUAUGAGCUGGGAGAAGAAGCAAUGGAGAUGUUUCGAGAAGAUGAAGGCUACAUCAAGGAGGAAGAGCGUCCUCUGCCCGAAAAUGAGUUUCAGAGACAGGUAUGGCUUCUCUUUGAAUAUCCAGAGAGCUCAGGACCUGCCAGGAUUAUAGCUAUUGUAUCUGUCAUGGUGAUCUUGAUCUCCAUCGUCAGCUUUUGUCUUGAAACAUUGCCUAUAUUCCGGGAUGAAAAUGAAGACAUGCAUGGUGGUGGCAUGACCUUCCACACCUAUUCCAACAGCACCAUUGGGUACCAGCAGUCCACUUCCUUCACCGACCCUUUCUUCAUUGUAGAGACCCUCUGCAUCAUCUGGUUCUCCUUUGAGUUCUUGGUGAGAUUCUUUGCCUGUCCCAGCAAAGCUGGCUUCUUCACCAACAUCAUGAACAUCAUUGACAUUGUGGCCAUCAUCCCCUACUUCAUCACCCUGGGGACAGAGCUGGCUGAGAAGCCAGAGGAUGCCCAGCAAGGCCAGCAGGCCAUGUCACUGGCCAUCCUCCGUGUCAUCCGCUUGGUAAGAGUCUUUAGGAUUUUCAAGUUAUCCAGACACUCUAAAGGUCUCCAGAUUCUAGGUCAGACCCUGAAAGCCAGCAUGAGAGAGUUGGGUCUGCUGAUAUUCUUCCUCUUCAUCGGGGUCAUCCUUUUCUCUAGUGCUGUCUAUUUCGCAGAGGCCGAUGAGCGAGAGUCCCAGUUCCCCAGCAUCCCGGAUGCCUUCUGGUGGGCAGUCGUCUCCAUGACAACUGUAGGCUAUGGAGACAUGGUUCCGACUACCAUUGGGGGAAAGAUUGUGGGUUCCCUAUGUGCAAUUGCAGGUGUAUUAACCAUUGCCUUACCAGUCCCUGUCAUAGUGUCCAAUUUCAACUACUUCUAUCACCGGGAGACCGAGGGAGAGGAACAGGCCCAAUACUUGCAAGUGACGAGCUGUCCAAAGAUCCCAUCCUCCCCUGACCUAAAGAAAAGCAGAAGUGCCUCCACCAUUAGUAAGUCCGAUUACAUGGAGAUUCAGGAGGGGGUAAACAACAGCAAUGAGGACUUUAGAGAAGAAAACUUGAAAACAGCCAAUUGUACCUUGGCUAACACAAACUAUGUGAAUAUCACCAAAAUGUUAACUGAUGUCUGA